Molecule: messenger RNA, 948 nt
Organism: Seriola dumerili (greater amberjack)
Lineage: Eukaryota; Metazoa; Chordata; Actinopteri; Carangiformes; Carangidae
Product: olfactory receptor 1-like
Exons: 1
Coding region: 1-948 (315 amino acids)
Biological process (GO): G protein-coupled receptor signaling pathway
Cellular component (GO): membrane
Molecular function (GO): G protein-coupled receptor activity; olfactory receptor activity
Source: RefSeq, a predicted model, not a curated record
AUGAACUUCUUCAGCUCAGCACUUGGGAAGAACAUCACAUUUGUGCGUCCUGCAUAUUUCAUAAUAAGUGGAUUUAUUGGCAUACCUAACAUUAAGUAUUACUAUGUCUUUCUCCUUUUUGUUUAUAUUGUUUCAGUUCUGGGAAAUACAGCUGUGAUGUCUGUUAUAUGCUUGGAUCAUAAUCUGAGAACUCCAAAAUAUAUUGCAGUCUUUAACUUAGCAUUUGCUGACCUGUUUGGUAGCUCUGCUGUGGUGCCGAAGGUUCUUGACAUCUUUCUGUUUAAUCACCACCACAUCCCCUUCAACAACUGCUUUACGUUCAUGUUUUUCUGCUACACCUGCCUCUCAAUGCAGGCUCUUAACCUGGUUGCACUUGCCUAUGACAGACUGGUAGCCAUCAUAUUUCCACUGCACUAUCAUGUGAAGGUGACUCACAGAUUCAUGUUUUCUUUGAUUGCCUCUUUCUGGCUCUUUGUCAUUACUGUUACACUUAUUGCAGUUUGCCUUCUCACACAACUUUCCUAUUGUAAAUCUGUGAUCAUUAACAGCUAUUUCUGUGACCAUGGCCAAAUAUACCGGCUGGCCUGCAAUGACUAUCCACCCAGUUUGGUCAUUGGUGUUUUAUUACCAGUGCUUAUUCUUUGGCUUCCACUAGCAUUCAUCUUGUGUACUUACCUAUAUAUUGGCUAUUCUUUGAGUAAAGUGGCCACAUCUCAGGAGAGAGUGAAGGCCUUUAAAACCUGCACAGCUCAUCUUUCAUUAGUUGCAAUCUAUUUCCUCCCAGUAUUAAUCACAUUUACCUAUAUGGAAAAAAUACAUCCAAAUGCCAGGAUCAUAAACCUGUCCCUCACCUCUGUCUUUCCUCCCAUGUUGAACCCAAUUAUUUAUGUUCUGCAGACACAAGAAAUCAAAAAAUCAGUAAAAAAAUUAUUUAGAAUCAGAGUGUAG